CUAAUGAUGCAAGCUGCAGAAAUUAGAGGUGUUUUUAUUAACUGGCAAUCGUAUCUGCAGUGCCAAAUGAUUACUGAAUCGGAUUAUAAUUUUAUUGUUGAAUUUGAUAAACUGAAAGAGGCUCCCAAAGAACGCGAUGCUUUCAUCCAAAACUCAAAGUUGGAGUGCCCUAAAACGUUUAUUAAUCUGAUUAGUCGAAUCUCAAAGGAUCAAACUGUUCAGUAUAUACUAACACUGAUUGAUGACAUGUUUGAGGAAGAUAAAUCACGUGUUAAACUCUUCCACGAAUACACUGAAGUAAAUAAAAGCGCACAAUUAUGGUCUUCAUUCUUAAAUCUGCUUAACCGUCAAGAUAUUUUUACAGUGCAUAUGUCUAGCCGAAUUAUGGCAAAGUUAGCCUCUUUUAGCAGCGCUAGAUUACAAGGAAGUGACCUAAACUUCUAUCUAACCUGGUUAAAUAAUCAAUUAACUGUACUGGGAAAUGAUUACUUGCAGAGUGUUGUUAAUGUCCUGCAAACUAUACUCCGUGUAGAUGACUAUCGUUUAUCGUUUGUGAAAACUCAUGGAAUUAAAGGGCUUGUUGACCUUUUAAAUACAAAAGUUAGCUUUCAGCUGCAAUAUCAAAUUACUCAUUGCUUGUGGUUGUUAGCAUUUAAUCCCUUAAUUGCUACCAAAAUGAAUGAGCAUAACGUAAUUCCAGUGCUUGCCGAUAUUUUGCGUGAUUCUUCUAAAGAAAAAGUAACCAGAAUUGUCUUGGCAACUCUACGAAAUUUAUUAGAGAAGCCUUCUCCUUCUGAAGUACAAGGAAAUGCUCUUGCAAUGAUUCACUCAAAAGUUAUAUCGAUGUUGAUUGUUCUCGAAAAUAAGAAUUGGGCUGACAGUGAUAUUAAGGACGAUAUCGACUUCAUUCAUGAAAAACUGUCAAUGAAUCUUAAUUUCUUAAGUACCUUUGACGAGUAUGCUGGAGAAGUAAAGUCUGGCCAUUUAGAAUGGAGCCCAGUACAUCGUUCGGAGCGAUUUUGGCGAGAGAAUGCUUCUAUGCUAAAUGAAAACAAUUACGAAAUAUUAAAGAUCUUGUUACAACUACUAUCAGAUAGCCGAGAUCCUCUAGUUUUAGCAAUCGCAGCUCACGACAUUGGAGAAUAUGUCCGUCAUUAUGGUGCUGGAAAAAGGGUGAUUGAAAAAUUCGGUGGUAAAGAGCGUGUAAUGCAACUGAUGACACAUUCUGAUCAACAAGUGCGAUACGAAGCACUUUUGGCUGUUCAGAAAUUGAUGGUGCAUCAUUGGGAGUAUCUUGGAAAGCAGGUUCCUAAUGAAAAUGAAAAGCAAGGCGUAACUGCCAAGAAGUAAAUUAUUGGGAAAUGACAAUUCAUUACAAUUUAAAUAUUUCUAUUUUACCCUGUUGCAUACUGGUGACGUUCUUUGAUCACCUAUCUGUGGCAUUGCCUAUCAAUAUAUGUAACGGAUCUGUCAAUUUUAAAGUUGUUAUGGCAUAAAAUCGCUAUUGUUGCUCAAUAUUCUUAGCGUUGAUAUAUACAGAAAAUAUACAUAGACGUUUGUAAGCAAUACCCUAAAACAGUGUGAAAGAGCUGAAAAUAUGACUAUCAUUUGUAAUACUCUAAGAUGCGUUUUAUCAUAUUAAAGCUAAUAAAGGAC
Trichoplax adhaerens is the source of this 1656-nucleotide messenger RNA. RefSeq lists its product as uncharacterized. NCBI's taxonomy places the organism in Eukaryota, Metazoa, Placozoa, Uniplacotomia, Trichoplacea, Trichoplacidae. The record is from RefSeq and is a predicted model, not a curated record. Gene Ontology annotation, molecular function: proton-transporting ATPase activity, rotational mechanism; protein binding. Gene Ontology annotation, cellular component: lysosomal membrane; vacuolar proton-transporting V-type ATPase, V1 domain. The coding region runs from base 4 to 1350 and encodes 448 amino acids. Gene Ontology annotation, biological process: proton transmembrane transport. The transcript has 17 exons.